AAGCUCUAUUAUUCCUGCAUGGCUUUAAAUCUGAUUUAUUCUGGGCAAUCACUGCCCUUUUAUUCAUUGAUUCUUCCCUUUCCUUGUUGGUUUUAUUCCUUUAAAAAAAAAUAAUCAGCCAGGGUCUUCUUGGAAUGCUUUUAGAUUAGGGGUAUCCAACCUUGGCUGGCUAGGGAAUUCUGGGAGCUGAAGUCCACAAGUCUCCAAGUGGCCUUGGUUUGACACCCCUGCCUUAAAUAAUCUAUUUUUAGGCUUGAUGACAUUUUACCUCUUUUUUUGUUGUUUGUUUCCACGUUGCACAACUCCAACCGCCCAAUCUGCACAAUCUCCCCACAAGCCACACAGCCAUUUCCUUUGCUUUCGCGGAGAGGGAAAUUUUACCUCCUUUUUACAACCGACAAACCGCGCUCGUCCAACUCACCCAGGAAAAGUUCGAGCAGCAUUCAGACGACCCUAGGUGACCCGAGAUUCAGCACGUGUGAACACGGGCGGGCAGAAAUAUUAAAGAUGAUGGAGAUCUGUUCAGUGUCCUUGGUUGAAGGAAGUGCAUGAGCUGGCCAGCCGCUCUUAAAGAACCAGGUGAAGGUGAAUCAUCACCCAGCACCUAUGUUUCCAACUUUGCACCCAAAAUCAGAGACAGGCACUGCCUUGGGAAGCAAUCCGACAUAAGAGGGGACAAUGUAUACCUUCCUGCCUGAGAACUUCACCCCGGUGAAGCAGAAGCCGGCCAAGGAGCUGAAGCCCAUGAUUACCGCCAUCGUGGUGGGCCUUAUUUUGUUCAUUGCCGCCGUGGUGGCAUGGUGCUACUACGUGGCUUCCCUCCGGAAGGCAGAGAGGCUCAAGACAGCGGAGAUGGAUUUGCGGCAGGACGGAUUCACCAUCAAGAACCAGAACGGCGAGCUGGUCUUCAAGGUGGCCUUCCAAUCGGGGCUUCUGGACCUUGAGUCCUGCUCCAGGGAGGGGGCCAAUUUAACCUGCACACGGUCCGACAAAGGGAAAGUCAACUUCUUCAUCAAGAUUGUCACCCCGAAGGACACUGUGAUCUGCUACCGGGUGCGUUGGGAAGAGUUUGUGGCAGACACAGUGGUGGAUCAUAAAAUGUUCUGGGGAGAUGCCCUCUGGUAUGGGGGCUGUGAGAUGAGUGUCCAGCAUUGGCCGAUCAAGCUGCCCGGAUACCAAGAACCCAUGCCUUUUGUGACCAGUGAUGUCUAUUCUUUUAGGAACAGUUUUGGAGGCAUUUUAGAAAGGUAUUGGUUGUCCUCCAAAGCUGCAGCCAUCAAGAUCAACGAUUCGGUGCCCUUCCACCUUGGCUUCAAUGCCACGGAACCCUCUCUUGUCUUCCAAGCCAGGUAUAAAGACUCUCCUUACAAACCUCCAUUGGGUCAGCAGCCUUUUCCUGAGCUGAGUUACCGGGUCUGCAUAGGUUCCGACGUCACCUCCAUCCACAAAUACAUGGUGCGGAAGUACUUCUACAAGCCCUCCAAGAUACCUUCAAGAAACGCCUUCAGGUACCCCAUCUGGUCCACCUGGGCCUUGUACAAAAAUGACAUCGACCAGGAGAAACUCUUGCGUUUUGCGGAAAACAUCAAGAAGUACAAGUUCAACUGCAGCCACAUUGAGAUCGAUGACACCUACACCCAAGCGUACGGCGACUUCGACUUUGACGCGGCCAAGUUCCCCAACGUGACUGAAACCUUUAAGAAGCUCAAAGAGGAAGGCUUUCAGAUCACCCUCUGGACCCACCCGUUCAUAAAUUAUAACUCCUCAAAUUUUGGGGUGGGGAUAGAGAAACAGCUGUUCAUCAAGGAACCCACAGGACGGCUGCCAGCCAUGGUGGAAUGGUGGAACGGCAUUGGCGCCAUCUUGGAUUUCACCAACCCUGCAGCCCGAGAUUGGUUCCAGAGCCAGCUGAGACAACUCCGCAACAAAUACGGCAUCUCGUCCUUCAAAUUUGAUGCCGGGGAGACCAGCUAUCUUCCCAAACAGUUUAGCACCUUCCGACCGUUGUCAGAUCCCAGUGUCUGGUCCAGGCGCUACACGGAAAUGGCCAUUCCAUUUUAUGAACUGGCUGAGGUCAGAGUGGGGUAUCAAUCGCAGAAUAUCUCCUGCUUUUUCAGGAUCAUUGACCGGGAUUCCGUGUGGGGCUAUGAACUUGGCCUGAAAUCCUUGAUCCCCACCGUCCUGACCAUCAGCAUGUUGGGGUACCCAUUUAUAUCUGCUGACAUGAUUGGAGGGAAUUUUUUCCCCAACAAAACGGAGGGGGCUGUGCAAAUUCCGGACCGGGAACUGUACCUCCGUUGGCUGGAGUUGUCCGCUUUCAUGCCGUCCAUGCAGUUCUCCAUCCCGCCUUGGCUCUACGAUAAGGAGGUCAUCGAAAUUGCCCUGAAGUUCACCAAGCUUCACGAGUCCUUGGUGGCCCCUCUGCUGCUGGAACUAGCCGGGGAGAUCACGACCACGGGGGAUCCCAUCAUACGGCCCAUAUGGUGGAUCUCUCCUGGGGACGAGUCUGCUCACAAGAUCGAUUCUCAGUUUCUCAUUGGAGACACCUUGAUGGUGGCUCCCGUCUUGGAGAUGGGGAAACAGGAACGAGACAUCUAUAUCCCGGCGGGCAAAUGGCGGAGUUACAAAGGAGAGCUAUUUGAGAAGACUCCCACCUUGAUCACGGACUACCCCGUGGAUCUGGAUGAGGUGGCUUACUUUGUCUGGGUCUCCUAAGCUGCCUCUGUGGAUACAUCUAGCUUUUGAAGUUCACAAACAUCACCUUGCCUUAUUCUGAUAAUCCUAACACAAAAUAAUUCUAAUCAGAGGGUCAAGAGGGAAAAUCAGACACGGUUGUGUGUUGAUUCUUCGAAUUGAGACAGAUGCACGUGUGAUCAAAAAAAAGAUGAAUAUAGGCAGUCCUCCACUCACGACUACAACCAAGCCCCGAACUUCUGUUAUUAAGUGAGACAGUUGUUAAGUGAGUUUUGCCCCAGUUUACAACCUUUCCUGCCAUGGUUGUUAAGUGAAUCACUGCCAUGGUUAAAUUAGUAACCGUUGUUAAAUGAAUUCAGCUUCACCAUUAAGUUUGAUUUGCAGAAGGUCUCAAAAGAUGAUCACGUGACCCUGGGACACGAUAGCCGUUUGUUGUGAAGCAUCUAAAUUUUGAUCAAAUGACCGUGGGGCUGCUACAACGGUCCUAAACGUGAAAAACGGUCACCAAUCACUUUUUUCAGUGCUGUUACAACUUCGAUCAGUCGCUAAAUGAAUUGUUGUAUGUUGAGGACUGCCUGUAUUGUCACAAGCUUUGCACCUGGAAGCAAAAGGCCCUAUUUGUCUCUGAACUGUGUGUGUUUGCACUAAAAUGGUUGUCUUCCGGUGUUUUUUUUUUCAGAGGUGGGACUUGUAAUGCCAAAAUCCUCCAGUGAUUUAUCAAUCCUUUCACCUUCUAGUGUUUCUGGAUGGUUUAACUUCUUGAGCUGGCAAAAAGGGGAGGGAUUUUACUUUAAGCUGAUGAGAAUUUGCUCUCAAUCUGUUUCAAAGAGCAGUGAAAGGAAGCUUCGCAAGCUGUGUUCAAAUGUCGGCUCAACCAGGAUGAACUGUGUUGUUUUUAAAUUGGCAAGGCAUCUAAUGUUGCUCCAACCGAGUCUGUCUGCAGGAGGGAGAGGUUAAAAAAAAAAAAAUCAGGAGGGUGGUCACAAAUACACAAUCAAUCCUCCCCCCUCAUUUUUAUACGUGUCACACGUACAAGCAGGUAGUCCUUGACUUAUGACUGCAAUUGGACCCAAAUUUUCCGUUGUUAGGCGAGACAGUUAAAUGAGUCUUGUCCCAUUUUAUGACCUUACCUGCCACAGUUGUUAAGUGAAUAACAAGUUAUUAAUGGGAGUAACACUGUUGUUCAGUGAAUCCGGCUUCCCCAUUGGCUUUACUCGUCAGAAGAUCCCAAAAGGGGAUCACAACCCCAGGAGCCUGGGGAUGCUGUAACAUCGUAAGUGUGAAAAUGGCCAUAAGCCACUUUUUUCAGUGCUGUUGUAACUUCGAGCGGUCUCUAAACAAAGUAAGUCAAGGACGACCUGUACGUGUAAAAAAGGAACUGGGCUUCAAACAAUCAGGACUAGCAACUUGACUUUUCAAAUCCCUCCCUGUGGACUCCUUGGCUGUUGCACAACCUAGCCUUAAAUGUUAUAAUGCCAUAAGCUAUUAUUUGAAAUGAGCUUUGUUCUCCUAAAGGGAAUAAAUUGAAUUUAUACAGGGAUGUAUUUAUAGAAAUACAGAGAUAUAUCUUAUUUUCAGAUGAGGCUGGUAUCCAAAGAAUGAACUAGCAACGUAGAUUUGGUUGCUGGCCUGGGCUGGUUCCUUGGCUCUGGGCUUUGGGAAAAAUGGAAAGGCUGUGGAUUAGCCUAAUAUUUUUCAGUUUUGCACCUCAAAGAUUUAGAGCAGGGGUAGGCAAUCUUGGCUCUUUUAUGACUCAUGGACUUCAACUCUCAGAAUUCCUGAGCCAGCAUGGCUCAGCUUGGAAACCUCUCCCGUUUCCCUCAGCGUGGCUGGCUCAGGAAUUCUGGGAGUUGAAGUCCACGAGUCAUAAAAGAGCCAAGGUUGCCGAACCCUGGUUUAGAGAUUGCUUCAGUUGGCGGUGUGGAAUUCCGGGACUUGUAGCCGCAAAACAUCUGGAAGGCUACCUGUUGGGGAGAGAUUUGUUUGGUUUGUCCCUCCCUCUGCUAGCUAAUUUCUUAUCCAGGUGAUUAACCCAUAGAAAUUCAUCCUUGCACAAUACGGUUAGAAUUUCACCCACAGAAUUUGGUAAGUUCAAAUUUAGAAGAGAAUAUUUGUAGCUCUUUUGGGUUGAACUUGGCUGUUUUCUUGCAGACGUCUCGUUACCCAGCUAGGUAGCAUCAACAGUGCCAGAAGGAGUGGGUGAUGGAGGAGGACAGUGCUCUCUGAGCUUGGUUGUUUUCUUGCAGAUGUUUCAUCACCCAACUAGGUAACCUCAUCAGUGCUAGGAGGGAGGGGGUUGAUUUCUGUUUAUAUACAGGUGGCUUGCCCUGUCAGUGUUGGUGGGAGUGUUGUUUUGUUCUUGGUGGUUCCUUCCUUAGGCUGUCGUUCACUGUUACGUUGUUUGUCUGUGGAUCCACAGGCACACAGAGAUAAGCCACAUCUACACAUCAUUCAAAAGAGAUAAUGAAAAA
Crotalus tigris (Tiger rattlesnake) is the source of this 5165-nucleotide messenger RNA. It is a transcript of the gene MYORG, whose product is annotated as myogenesis regulating glycosidase (putative). The transcript is spliced from 2 exons. Gene Ontology annotation, molecular function: hydrolase activity, hydrolyzing O-glycosyl compounds. Bases 679 to 2715 code for a protein of 678 amino acids. The record is from RefSeq and is a predicted model, not a curated record. NCBI's taxonomy places the organism in Eukaryota, Metazoa, Chordata, Lepidosauria, Squamata, Viperidae. Gene Ontology annotation, biological process: carbohydrate metabolic process; skeletal muscle fiber development.